AUGUCACAACAUCAAACUACUUCUGCUUCAAAAACUACUAAGUCCACUCAAAAGGUUAGCGCUCCUUCCAUGGACUUUCAUGAUGAUGAGAUUCUGGAUGUGAUUCCUCUAUCAGUUAUUCCCUGUGAGGCCCUUGAUUUGAACCAUCCCAUGGAUGCAUUAGCUUCUGCAUGCCCCAAUCAAGGACAUUUUGUGAAGGAAGUCUUUACUCCCCUGUCUAAAAUAUACCCCUCUCCUGAGAUUGAACAACAUAGUGAGAAGAAUGACAAUUCCUCCAGUUCUGAGAAGGACAUGGCUCCUGAAGGUUUGUGCUCCCUAGGGCAAACUGUGUCUGGUAAAGGAAAAUUUGUGGCAUCUAAAACUGCCAAUCCAAAUGUGGCUAAGCGUAUGAAGACUAGAAAAGGAAGAUCUGUGGAUGAACUGAUGUCAGCUAGAAUAGCUAAGAAGAUUGCUGGUGUUGGUCCUUCCAAAUCUUGGAGCAAGGUUGAAGUGAAGAAGAGGAAGGUUAGAGAAGUUUCUGAGUCUGAAGAGGGUGUUGAGCAAGAUGUCCCUGACAUCUCUCCUGUGAAGAAGACCACUGUGAGGAAGUCCCCUGUGAAAGUUGUUGCUAAGACUGUGGUUGGGUUCUCCAAGUGCUAUGAGGGUUUAGUUAAGGAAUUCAUUGUCAACAUUCCUGAGGAUAUUGCUGAUAAGAACAGCAAGGAAUUUUGCAAAGUGUUUGUGAGAGGUGAAUUGGAAGCUACAGACAAUAAGGUCUGUAGAGAAAUUACAGCCAGGCAGGUGAAAGGGUGGCCUAUUAAGAAGCAUCUUCCUGCUGGGAAGUUAACUGUCAAGUAUGCUAUAUUGCAUAAAAUAAGAGUUGCAAAUUGGGUGCCUACAAACCAUAUUUCCACAAUUGCUAAUACCCUUGGAAGAUUUAUGUUUGAAGAAAUUAUCAAGCAUGCAUCUACUAAUGCAGUUAAGCUGCCUAUUGUCUUUCCCUCUAUGAUUUGUGGGAUUAUCCUGAAUCAACACCCUAGUAUUCUGAGUUCUAAUGACUUACCUAGUAGAAGGAAACCUGCUCUGUCUAUGCACUAUAAACUUUUUGAAGGCAGUCAUGUCAAAGACAUUGUUAUGACAUCUGCUAUGAAAAAGCCAGACUCAAAAGUUGGAACUAUUGCUGAGCUGAAGAAGACUUGUAAAGAGUUGGGUGAAGGGAUAAGGGUAGCAACAUCUAGGAAAGAAUCGUUGGAAGCCCUGAUUGCAAGCUUGGAGUAA
Molecule: messenger RNA, 1257 nt
Organism: Lathyrus oleraceus (garden pea)
Lineage: Eukaryota; Viridiplantae; Streptophyta; Magnoliopsida; Fabales; Fabaceae
Exons: 6
Coding region: 1-1257 (418 amino acids)
Source: RefSeq, a predicted model, not a curated record